Lactuca virosa is the source of this 423-nucleotide messenger RNA. NCBI's taxonomy places the organism in Eukaryota, Viridiplantae, Streptophyta, Magnoliopsida, Asterales, Asteraceae. The record is from the annotation of a GenBank genome assembly.
AUGGGGGUGAUAAUCAUCGACGGACCAACGGUGCAAGCUUUUGUGAACGACGACGUUCAGUUCAGAACCGCCGUGGACAAGCAAUUCGUGCUUCUCGAUACCAACAAAGACGGGGUUUUAUCGAGAUCCGAGAUGCGAAAAGCCUUCGAGACAACGCGGUUUCUAGAGACAGAUUUUGGUGUGGAUAAGGCUACGCCACCGGAGGAAGUAACGCUGCUGUAUGAGUCGAUUUUCCGAAGCUUCGAUGAAGACAACAAUGGCACGGUUGACAUUGAUGAGUUCAGAUCGGAAGUGAAGAAUAUCAUGCUCGCUGUUGCCGAUGGACUCGGAUCGUCGCCGAUUCAGAUGGCGGUGGAAGAUGAAAACAGUUUUUUCAAAGUGGCCGCCGAUCACGAAGCUGCUAGAAUCGCCAACAGUUCUUGA